Molecule: messenger RNA, 976 nt
Organism: Anoplopoma fimbria (sablefish)
Lineage: Eukaryota; Metazoa; Chordata; Actinopteri; Perciformes; Anoplopomatidae
Product: DNA damage-inducible transcript 4 protein-like
Exons: 2
Coding region: 1-675 (224 amino acids)
Biological process (GO): apoptotic process; negative regulation of TOR signaling; response to hypoxia
Cellular component (GO): cytoplasm
Molecular function (GO): 14-3-3 protein binding
Source: RefSeq, a predicted model, not a curated record
AUGUCUUUUUAUAGCAAUCACUCCCUGGACGGCAGUUUUCCUCCUUCUCCAGCGGAGGACAGGGGUCCAAAGCGGCUGUCCUGGGGCAGCCUGCUGCAGAGGCUGACGGAGCUGAAGGGGAUCAAUCAGAGGAUCACAGAUGACCAUCACUGCAGCAGAAGCGAAACGGGAUCCAUGGCAGACAUGUCCCUGUCAGAAUCAGACAGCAGUUUCUUCUGUUAUCCCCUGGAGGAAACUCUGGCUACUGAGGUUGUUGCAACGAUAUCACAAAGUCUCAACGACGCUUCAAACAUCCUGGGCUGCUCCAAACUCAUCUUACCCGACCAUUUACUGCACAGUAUCAGUCAAGAGCUGCUGCACCUGGCUGUCAGUGAGCCCUGUGGCCUCAGGGGAGCGCUCAUCGACCUGUGUGUGGACAAGGGGGACCAGGGCUCCCUAUGUACUGUGGACCAAAUAGCAGUGGAUGCCACCCUGGUCUCAACCUUCCACGUGACCCUGGUGCUGAGGCUGGAGUCCAGUGGACUGUGGCCAAAGGUUCAGAAGCUCUUCAAGGGGAACAAGUCACCAGAGACAUCCGCAAGACACCGAGACACUCUGAAGCUGUGUACGAGCUUUAGGGCUAUUAAGAGGAAACUGUAUUGUUCAGGGGAGCUGUUGAUUGAGGAGUGCUGCUGACCAACGGCUCCUGUCCCCGAUUAGCUUAACUGAAUUCACGUGUAGGCCUACUGUAGAAGGAGGCUGGCUGGUUAAGCAUUGUCUUUUUAAAAGACAAUAUCUUAAGGCUUUAACACAAAUCAAAUGUCAAACAAGAUGGUUGUGAGUUACCAGUGUAUUACAAGCCUAUCAAGCUUUCCCAGGAACCAACUUAUGACUAAUGGCAGCUGCACACCUGGAUGGAGGUGACUAAAAACUGUGAAGAUUCAUGCUUGAACAUGGGUCAGUUUCUUUCCUAUGAAUGUAAAGUUACACCCUUAAA